UUCCGGCGGCGGGAGCGGCGGGGCGCGAGGCGUGCCCACUGCGCGUGCGCGUCUGCCGGGCUUCUCCUGCGCCCCCCGGCCCCUGCGACUGGGACUUGGUACAGCCGGGCGGUUGGCGUCCUCCGCGGCUCCAGCCAGGGGCGGGCUUUUCAAAUCUUCCUUUGAAAGAGUGGCGACGGCCCGGACAGUUCGCGCUGGAGAUGGAGGGGCCGAGUCUGAGGGGUCCUGCGCUCGGUCUGGCGGGGCUUCCCACCCAGCAGGACUGCAGCAUUCAAGAAAAAAUAGACUUAGAAAUUCGAAUGCGAGAAGGAAUAUGGAAACUCCUUUCUCUGAGCACUCAGAAAGAUCAGGUUUUACAUGCAGUUAAGAAUCUCAUGGUGUGCAAUGCUCGAAUAAUGGCCUAUACAUCAGAGCUACAGAAAUUGGAAGAACAGAUUGCAAAUCAGACUGGAAGAUGGUUAGACUGCAGCAUUCAAGAAAAAAUAGACUUAGAAAUUCGAAUGCGAGAAGGAAUAUGGAAACUCCUUUCUCUGAGCACUCAGAAAGAUCAGGUUUUACAUGCAGUUAAGAAUCUCAUGGUGUGCAAUGCUCGAAUAAUGGCCUAUACAUCAGAGCUACAGAAAUUGGAAGAACAGAUUGCAAAUCAGACUGGAAGAUG
This is a messenger RNA of Mandrillus leucophaeus (drill), 658 nucleotides long. RefSeq names its product rhotekin-2-like. Lineage: Eukaryota; Metazoa; Chordata; Mammalia; Primates; Cercopithecidae. Gene Ontology annotation, biological process: signal transduction; hemopoiesis; positive regulation of cell population proliferation. The annotation marks the transcript as partial. The transcript is spliced from 3 exons. The record is from RefSeq and is a predicted model, not a curated record.